Messenger RNA from Medioppia subpectinata, 3223 nucleotides. NCBI's taxonomy places the organism in Eukaryota, Metazoa, Arthropoda, Arachnida, Sarcoptiformes, Oppiidae. The record is from the annotation of a GenBank genome assembly.
AUGAGUUUGCGGGAAGAGUUGCCAUAUCGUGUGGAGUACGCGAAGUCGGGUCGCGCCUCAUGCAAGUCAUGUAAGGAUCCGAUCGCUAAAGACUCGGUACGGCUGGCAGUGAUGGUUCAGUCGCCCUUCUUCGACGGUAUGCAACCCAAUUGGCAUCACUUCCAGUGCUUCUUCCAAAGAUGGCGGCCGCGACCCGAAGAGAUCGCUCACUUCGCGUCACUCAAGUACGACGACCAGAAGCGGAUCCAGAAGGCCUGCGACGACGCCUCCGGAGUGAUCGCAGACACGGGUAAAGCCAAUGGCAAGAAGUCGCGCAAGAAGAAGGCCGACACCGAUGGCGGAUCAGCUCCGGCGCUGACCAAUGGGACCCAAUUGGCCGAAUUCAAAGUGGAGUACGCGAAGAGCAAUCGCUCGAAGUGUCGAUUGUGUGAGAAUACGUGCGUCAAAGACACCGUACGGAUCAGUCGAUUGGACAGGGAGUCGGCCGACGCCAAGCGGUACGGACCGCUCGACCGCUGGUUUCACGUCGAGUGCUUCGCCAGCGCUCGCGAGAGUCUUAAGUACUUCGCCUCCGGAGACAAACUGCCAUUCUUUGACAAAUUGGCCGAAGAGGACCGCAAAGAGAUUAAGAAGAAGAUACCGGCCAUCGAUCCGCCGCUGGCAGCGGCCGCUGACGCCAUUGAUAGCGCGAACGGAUCGCCCGCUAAGAAGCCAAAGAUCAGUAACGCCGACGAGAAGAAGCUGAAGAAACAGUCGGAUCUGCUCUUCAAAUACCAGGAAAAUGUGAAGACAAUGAAAAAACAGGAUCUCAUUGACCUCAUGGAAGCCAAUAAGAUUGAGAUACCAGAAGGUAUGCCCUCGAAGUACGAGCGGGUGUCCGACGCCAUGGCAUUCGGGGCGCUGGCGAAGUGUCCCGAGUGUAAGAAAGGACAACUCGUCUUCCGGAUCAGUGGCUAUAUCUGUACGGGAAAUGUGAGCCAAUGGGCGAAAUGCGAAUACGAGACCACCGAUAAGCCGAAGAGGAAGCCCUUUAAAGUGCCCAAAGAGUUGGCCGAAGAGUACGCCUUUCUCGCCAAAUACAAGUACGAACCGCGCGAUCGGAUCUAUAACGCGGUUCUUAAGCACGCCAUUGAGAACCCAAAGCCCUCCACUUCGGGCAUCACUGAUGGCGUGUUCGCCAAGAAGGAGGACACCAAUGGCGGCGGCAGUAGUGGACCCGUUCUGGCGCUCAGCGGCUAUAAUAUAGGUUUAGUCGGAAAAGUGAAGACAUCGAAAGCCAAACUCAAGCCACGACUGAAGACAUUGGGCGCCACUCUCGUUGACCGCAUCGACAGAACCACUCUCUGUAUUAUCUCAACGAAAGCCGCGGUCGACAAAGAGAGCGAACAAAUAACUGACGCCAAAGACCUAUCGGUUCCCAUAGUGUCGGAGGAAUUCCUGGUGGCGGUGGAGAAGGACUCGAAUCCCAUUCAAGCGAUUAGUUUGAAUCGUUUGGACGACUUCGAGGUCGACGUCGAGAAGAGGUUCGCGAAUCUGAACGUCAAGGAGAAGAUGAAGACUGCGUUCAAAUCGGGCGCCGGUUCUGGCCGUUUCGAGAAGAGUGGCGGCAAACAGAAGAUGGUUCUCAAAGAGGGCAAUGUUGUGGACCCGGAGUGCGAAGUGGCGGACGUCACACACAUCUAUAAACAGGGAUCAGACGUAUACAGCGUUGUCUUAAGCGCUGUGGAUCUGUCAAAGAACAGGAACUCCUUCUAUAAACUGCAACUUCUUGAACACGACACCAAAAAGACCAAGUAUUUCGUGUUCAAAGCGUGGGGACGGGUGGGCACAACCAUCGGCGGCACUACACUCGAGAAGUUCUCGACAGUGAGCGACGCCAUCGACUACUUCACCGAACACUACGUCGACAAGACUGGGAACGAGUGGUCGGCGCGACACCACUUCCAGAAAGUGCCCGACAAGUACUUCCCGGUGGACAUUGACUUCGGCGGCGAUCAGACCGACUCGAUGGCCAAACUGGAGGUCGGGAAGCGGUCAAAGUUGGCGCUCUCUGUCCAGGACUUCAUUUGCUCCAUAUUUGAUGUGCAGAAGAUGAAGGAACAGAUGUUGGAGUUCGAGCUGGACAUGGAGAAGAUGCCGUUGGGUAAGCUGUCGAAGAAGCAACUGCUGAGCGCGUGCUCUGUGCUGAAGAAGUUGUCCAAAUUGGUGGUGAAAACGCCGCCCAACACAUCCCAACUGAAGUCGGCCACCAAUGAGUUUUAUACACUGAUUCCUCACAACUUUGGUACCGAACGGCCGCCGCUGAUCGACACGGAGGCCGCCAUCAAGACUAAGAUGGAUAUGUUGGACGCGUUGCUCGACAUUGAGAUGGCCUACGAUAUGAUCACUUCGGAGAACAAACCCGACGCCGAAGACUUGGAUCCGAUCGAUCAGCACUACAGGAAACUGAAGACAACGAUCGAGCCGUUGAGCAAAGAGGAGGAAGAGUUCGAGAUAAUUGAGAAGUACUUGAAGAAUACUCACGGCUCGACCCAUCACUUCUCGCUGGACAUUGUGGACGCGUUUAAGGUCGAGCGCGAGGGCGAGUCGGAGCGGUUCCAGAAGCACAAGGACUCGGAUAAUCGGCUUCUUCUAUGGCACGGCUCCCGUGUGACCAACUUUGCGGGCAUUCUAUCGCAGGGCCUCCGCAUUGCGCCCCCGGAAGCCCCGGUCACGGGCUAUAUGUUCGGCAAAGGUAUCUAUUUCGCAGAUAUGGUCACAAAGAGUGCCGGCUAUUGUCACUAUCAGUCCAAUAAGAAUGUCGGCUAUUUGUUGCUCAGCGAAGUGGCCAUCGGAGAGACUUGGGAUCUAAUGGACGCCAAAGACGUGACAUCACUGCCCAAAGGGAAGCAUAGCGUGAAAGGUGUGGGACAGACACAGCCCGACCCCAAGACGUAUCACGUGAUGCCUAACGGGACUCGAGUGCCGUUCGGCACAGCCGUCAAGAGUGACCAGAAGUGUUCGCUUUUGUACAACGAGUUCAUUGUCUACGAUAUAAAUCAAGUGAACGUCAAAUAUCUGCUGAAAUGUCAGUUCAAAUCGAAAAUGUUUUAAAACACUAUAAUUGCUAUAAUUGUCACAACAAUUGCUAUUAAAUUAAUACUAUUUUUCUUAUAAAUCGUUGAUAUGUUUUGAAAUCAGUUAAAAAUUAUUGAUUUUGUUUUUUUUUUGCCAAAAAAUUGAA